AUGUCAUCUUAUAAUCGUUCUGCUUCUACACAUUAUUUAGAGGUUUGCAUUAGUAGUAUUGGCUAUCAUACUGAACCUCAUACUGUAUUAACCCAUUUUGAACAAUUCGGUACCAUAGAUCAUUACAAUUUCACUUCGCCAGAUGGGAGAGGUUUUAUUUUUAUUACCUAUACAAAUCUUCAAGGUGUCGAUCGAUGUAUGUCUAGUCGACCACAUCGACUCGAUGGUCAACACUUAUACGUGAAACGCGCUGUUCCAUAUACUGAUGACAAUCCCCGUGAACAUAUAGAUACAACACGAGAUCUAUUGAUUGUUGUUGAUUCUAUAAACGUCGAUGAACACUUUCUAAAAUGUUUACGUGAAUAUUUUUCAUCUUACGGCACUCUUUAUGCUUGUAAAUAUUGUCAUGAAGCUAAUUUUGAUUAUAUUCUUGUUGAAUUCGCCGAUUAUGAUCAAGUUGAUCGAAUUAUUCUUGAUAAGCCACAUUAUUUUAAUGAAAAACCUUUGAAUAUUAUGAAAUGUACAUCAACAAAUAAAAUCCUAAUGAAUAUAAAAUAUGCAUCAAAAAAUCCAGAUUCUGUUGAUAUUGAUGAUAAGUUUUUAAAAUUUCAAUACAAUUUAAAAAAUACUAGUUUUCAAAAAAAAGAUGAUUCAAUGAGUGAGAUUGAUCUUGAAAAAGAAGUUAAUCGACUUGAAACUCUUUUAAAGAAAACUACUGAAAAUUUCAACAUUACACGUAAACAACUUGAAGACGAUUGUUGUGAACAGUUAAGAAAACUCAAUGCAGAUGCAAAUAGAACCCAUCAAUUGCAACAAGAUCUUGAACAAGAAUAUACGAAGCUGUUAGUUGAAUAUAAAUCACUAACAUGUGAAAAUGACGGACUCAAUGAACAAUAUUUGCAAGCAGAGUUGGAAAAUUUUGAAAUAACAUCGUAUUACGAACAAGUUCUUGCCGAUGCCACAGCUGAAACUGCUCAACUCGAAGCUGAAUAUACCGAGAAACUUGAAAUUGUGUAUGCAAAUGGCACAGUGACGUCGGCUUCUUCUCGUCCUGCAAGUGUUUCACGAACUUCUACAUCUUUGACACCACCUGCUAUUCCUGAUGAGGACAACGAUGAUAAUGAAGAAUGA
Rotaria socialis is the source of this 1131-nucleotide messenger RNA. The record is from the annotation of a GenBank genome assembly. Lineage: Eukaryota; Metazoa; Rotifera; Eurotatoria; Philodinida; Philodinidae.